This is a messenger RNA of Marasmius oreades (fairy-ring Marasmius), 3990 nucleotides long. RefSeq lists its product as uncharacterized. The record is from RefSeq and is a predicted model, not a curated record. The coding region runs from base 1 to 3990 and encodes 1329 amino acids. Gene Ontology annotation, cellular component: nucleus. The transcript has 3 exons. Lineage: Eukaryota; Fungi; Basidiomycota; Agaricomycetes; Agaricales; Marasmiaceae. Gene Ontology annotation, biological process: transcription by RNA polymerase II.
AUGCAAAUAUCAAAUUCGUUGGAUCUUAUAGGCGCAGUAUUUGAGCGACAACCUGCAUCUUCGAGCUUCCAGCCCCCACCUUUCUCUCCCACCUCUAAAACUGGCUUUCCUGUCGCGCAACAUCGAUCUAACGGAAAAGGCAGGGGUAAGAGCGCAUUUGCGAGGAACAGAGGGCUGUUAACAACGGAAGCGAUUAGUCGUGAUGCGCCAGUUCCACAAGUGAUUUCUCAGAGAAUGUCAAGGUCUCCACAAUCUGAAGAGGGAUGGCGUACUCAUAUGAGUCGAGAGAAUGAAGAAAAGGUCGCAAGUAUGACCGAAGAGCAGAGGCAGAGCGAGAUUGGAGAAAUUCUAGAGAGGUUUGGUGCUGGUGUUGGAGAUAUCUUGAAGAGAGCACGAGAGGCCAGAGGGCGAAAUGAGAAAUCCGGAAUCGCCUUAGAUCCAGUGCCCAUUGAAGCGUCUGAACCCACAUCACCCGUUCGCAAUGGAACACCUCUUCCUCCGUCCUUGUCUACAAGUAGCACCCGUCCUAAUAGUCCGACUCGCGGCUCACGUAAACUACGAUUUGCAGAGCUUGUCCCAGAAAACGUACACGUCUAUGAAUCGGCGCCACCAUCCCCACGCAAAAAGUCAUUUCUGGCCUUACCACCGCCACCUCCACCAAACUCUAAUGAGGCUUCGGGUCUUAUUUCAUUGGGAACCUUCGACAACUGGACAGUCCAAAAAAAGCAACCAAAAGCAGGAUUCAGCUCCCACCCCAUUGGGAACGAUGUCUUUGGAACCGGAUCCACAGGAUCAAGCACCCCCAGGGAACCAGUCCCCCAGCUCCCCGAUACUACAGGAAAAACAGAAACGGAACCUGACGAAGGGACACCAGAAUAUAUUCGAAGACGAUACUUCCCAUCUGCGCCAGCCGAUAACCCUGACAUCGCCUGGAUGACCUCACCUUCCGCGAGCACGACGAGGCAAACAAGGUUUGACCUCACAGGUACCCCAAUUCCACAAUCAAAAGUGCUAUCUCUUCCAACAUACUUAGGGCUUCAUCAUCACGCAGAAGGUCAAAGCGCCGGAUACACCUUGGAUGAUGUAUUCCUGAUAAGUAGAUCCAAAGUGCCCGCUCAGAGAGCCGCCAUGCUCGUCGUGUUGAAAGGACUUAUCAACUGGUGGCGGAAGAGUUCGAAUGGUGAUCUCUCUCAGAGCGAGGAAACUAGAUCCAUCGUUGAAGAACUUCAGAUGUCUAAGCCACCGCUGGUGAAACGUAUCAUGUUUGCCGGCCUGGAAGCACUAUCAGAACGUGGCAUUGUUGGCGUUCGCGCUGUGGAGAUAGUCUGGGAAUGUAUAGUGGGCUGGGACCCUAUACCAAAUGGAAUGGACGGAGAAGAAUACUACGAGUGGGGAGGCGUUGAACUCGGAACUUCUGACAUAAUGGACUCCCUUCCUUCCGAGGUUGUACUACCGCAACUCUGCGACAUCUUCAUGACACCUCCCGACAGCACAGCUAUUGGCGACUGCCGUAUGACGCCAGUACAACAUCUCGUCACAUCGAUUCUUCAUAAACUGGCUUUCCACUCGAACAAAUUUGCUGACGAGAUUACUGCUCUCCCUAAGUUGAUACGCACUAUCAUCCAAACCUCUAUAGGCCAUGACACAUCUUCGGACCAUGCGUCACUACCAGAUAUUUCCACGUUGAGGUUUCUUACAACCCUAGCUCUAUCUUCUCGAUCAAACGCCCAGUCCCUCUGCGCGUCUGCAGAUCUUUACCUCCGUGUAGUGGCCACCCUCAAACCGAGACCGGAGACAAAGGAGGCCACAGGUACCAUUGAGGUAUACAACGGAGUGUUACGCCUCUAUACUGCGCUCGCUCGAUAUGGGCUGUAUUCACAUAUAGCGACGGACGGCCGUGAGCUGUGGCUUCAAGUCAGCUCGUACAUCGAGACGAUGCUAUCUCAGCCUUUACCGACGAUAAGUCAUCUGAAGUUAGUUUCUGCAUGGGCUGGCCUGCUAGAGUCCUGGACAAUCUGCGCAACAGAUCCUCAUCGCACAAAUCCGACUCACGAUCUACUUUGGAGCCAGGUAGUUGGCUGGGAAUGGGGGAAAGAGAUCUUGUAUCUACUUGAAACAACAGUGGUACUUUCUUGCGACAUUUCUGAAUCCACCUGUUUUUGGCGUACGAGAGCAGCUAUUCUCAGAGCACUAGCAGCCUGGCUUGAAGGCUCGAAGGUCAACAGCGUAAAAGGCGGGGAGGAGGAGAGGCUGUCUGCAAUGGUAGCUCUCAGGAAGACCUUCAAACCAGGCGGAUUAGAUGGUGAAAGAAUUUCUGCCGUUGUGGAAAAGAUGAAAUCCUGCUACAGGGUAGAGGUCUCAAUGUUGAACCACGGCCGCAUAGGGGAUUAUGCUUACGAGUUGAUGUCAGUUAUUCGUGCUUGGCUCGCGUGUUGCCCAUCGUCCAUGCAGGAGCCAUUAACCUCUCCUCCCUUUGAACUUCCCUUUGCCCAGAUCUCGGAGUUAUGUGCAGUCUUAGUAGCGCGCAGUCAUUUAAAUCAACCGACUGGGACUUACGAUUAUAGAGAGACUGCAUUUCUGCGUCUCUGCAAGCGGCCCUUGACUUCACUACUCUCGUGCUAUCUUCGCCUGUCCCGUUUCCUCCCUGGUGUUCCUGAAGACCUUUGGUUAGCACAGGCCUUUUCCAUCAUUUUGACAUUGCAGCCUGGAGACGAAGAUUACGGCCUGGGUAUCAUUGAUCAGAUACUUACAUUGAUUACAUCCGAGUGGACAAGCUCAAGGGGAUUAAUCAUACCGCAGGCGAUCUGGGAAAAGGGUGGAUUCGAGGUUGUGCGGCCUUUCUUGCGUUUUGAAAUUGAACCCAGUAGCGAAAGACGUAUUGGCCCCCUCUGUAUCACUCCGUAUUCAUUAUCUCUCGCCACAACGCAAAGGCUUCCUGCUAUCUCAACCUCAUCAAAGACUGUAUGGUCACCGUCCGGUCUUCCGUUGAGGAGAGAUUGGACUGUUUCCCCGCUAGACCACGUCUUGCAUUCUGGUAGUCCUUCCUCGCUGUUCUCCACUAAGAUCCUCCCAUCGACGUUCGAUGCUUCAGAAAUAGAAAUUGUGCAGGCGGCGUUGUUACUCACGAAUCUUCGAAAAGAGGUCAUCCUCAGGUUUGCCAACGUUCUUUCAAAUGAUGUGCUGACGCGCGAAGAGGCUGUCUUCACUUGUAUGAAGGUUUUCAUGCUAGAACACGAGCAAGACCAAAGCAAGGCGAAUCCGGAAGUUUUCCGUGAUAGCACGGUUGCGAGAUACAUGGAGGAACUACUAGCGACUUACACGCAUCCCCAAUAUGCUACCAGCUUUCAUUCACAAUCCAGCCUUGAACAGGUCGCCGUCGGCUUUUUAGGCUCUUCAAAUCCAUUCUAUCAAUAUUACACCGAUUUUGUCGCUCUGUAUGACUCAACCUCCUUUUCUCAUCCCCUUUUUGCCCGACUGCUUCUCCCGCCAACGUCGAUGCACUAUCCUAUCGAUUACCGAAAACAUCUCUGGAAUGAUUUCGGUCACGUCAUUCGAACAAUUCGCACACCGAUCGAACAAGUGAUAACAGCAGAUCUCAAAGAAUACCUUUGGCCUGUUGAAGAGGAUCCUCAGAUGAUCAGCGCUUACCUUCGUGUCCUUGUCAAAUAUGGCCCCUCUCUUGAAGGCUUUGUCCGUCUAAUGGCCAUCCACCAUAUCGCGUGCAAUAUCUGGCAUGAUUUGCUGCAUGGCAGAGAUGCAAACGAUGAACGUGCCAGUAGAUUACUGAUGGCUGUCGUCGGUCAAUGCUCGCCGGUUAUUGUGAGGGAAGUGAUCAGGUACAGGCAGGAGAAAGAUGGCAACCUUUGGGUACCUCCGACUUGCUUCGAUAUGUUAGCUGAGGACAAGGGCUAUCGACUAAAAUGUAUAGAAAGAUGGGCUGGUUCUCGCCUUUUACAGGAUAUUAAAGGACUAUUUGACAUUGACGAUUAG